Molecule: messenger RNA, 5408 nt
Organism: Vombatus ursinus (common wombat)
Lineage: Eukaryota; Metazoa; Chordata; Mammalia; Diprotodontia; Vombatidae
Gene: MORC2
Product: MORC family CW-type zinc finger 2
Exons: 26
Coding region: 833-3916 (1027 amino acids)
Cellular component (GO): nucleus
Molecular function (GO): zinc ion binding
Source: RefSeq, a predicted model, not a curated record
GAGCCCCCGCCGAAGGCGCCGCGUGCAGCUGCCCAGGGAGGCGGGAACUAGAGCCGCGGAGGCUAGAGCUCCAUCUUUCCGGACCCUCCCAAUUCUGGGGCGCUCACCCCCUGCCUCCUGGAUUCUGCUCCCCCCCCCAAGGGAAGCUCGCUCUCAGCUUUUCAAGACCGGAAGUUCCCUGCACCAAGACCAGCAGGGACCCUGCCCACAGAUUCUUAGGGAGCCUUUCCCCUGGCCUCCGAGACUCAGGGACCCCCCCCCAUCCAGCAUUCUUAGGAAGUGCAUACGUUCUGGCCUCACUGGGAAGAACAUCCGAGACUCUACAGGAGAGUUUGCCGUGGGCUCCUCCCAAAGAUUGUCAGGGAGCCCUGCCACCACUAGAAGGCUUCCCGGAAGGCAGGUCGUGGCCUCGAGUCUGGAGAAGAGCAUUGGUUAAAUCCCGCAGAGCUUGGAGGCUGACUCUUGAACCCUGACCUGCACUGGCCGCAUCAAAGGAUAAUUAAAUAAUAAGCACAUCCUAUUCUAGAACUCUCUCUGAGCUCCCCCAACCCCCAUCGAAUGGUGGCUGGAUCUGCUGGCCAGGGAACCAGAAGAGUGGUUCUGAAUAUUCCCCAGAGCAUCCUGAAAAGUUGGUCCUCUGUCAGUACGGAUUGAUUGUCUCUUUGGAGGCCUCUUUCAAUGUCUUUCCGAAAUUAACUCUUAAGAAGAACUGUGGCACCCCAACUAGAAUUUUUUUUGGUGUAGAAAACAUUAGGAUAAGUGGUUAAAAGCAUAAGUCUUCUGGGUGGGCCGUAGAGACCCACAUGUUUAGAUUUUGACAAGACUAGCAAUCAUGGCAUUUACUAAUUACAGCAGUCUGAAUCGAGCUCAGCUGACAUUUGAAUAUCUACAUACAAAUUCAACCACCCAUGAGUUCCUGUUUGGAGCCCUUGCUGAGCUCGUGGACAAUGCCAGAGAUGCUGAUGCCACCAGAAUAGAUAUUUAUGCAGAGCACCAGGAGAACCUCCAGGGAGGCUUCAUGCUCUGCUUUCUGGAUGACGGUGCGGGAAUGGAUCCAAGUGAUGCCGCCAGCGUCAUCCAGUUUGGGAAGUCAGCCAAGCGGGCCCCCGAAUCCACACAGAUUGGGCAGUAUGGCAACGGCUUAAAAUCGGGGUCCAUGCGUAUUGGGAAGGAUUUUAUUCUCUUCACCAAGAAGGACGAUACCAUGACCUGCCUCUUCCUGUCUCGCACGUUUCAUGAGGAAGAAGGUAUUGAUGAGGUGAUUGUACCGCUGCCCACCUGGAGUGCCUGUACUCAGGAGCCCAUUACAGAAAACAUGGACAAGUUUUCCACUGAGAUUGAACUCAUCUAUAAGUAUUCACCCUUCAAAUCGGAGAAGCAAGUAAUGGAUCAAUUUAAGAAGAUCUCUGGGGAGUCGGGAACACUGGUUAUCAUCUUUAACCUCAAACUCACGGAAAAUGGCGAACCUGAGCUGGACGUUGUGUCGGACCCCCGCGACAUCCAGAUGGCUGAAACGUCCCCUGAGGGCACGAAGCCCGAGCGCCGCUCCUUCCGUGCCUAUGCUGCCGUCCUCUACAUCGACCCCAGGAUGAGGAUCUUCAUCCACGGCCACAAAGUGCAGACGAAGCGACUUUCCUGCUGCUUGUAUAAGCCCAGGAUGUACAAGUAUACCUCCAACCGCUUCAAGACAAGGGCUGAACAGGAGGUGAAGAAGGCGGAGCACGUGGCACGCAUAGCGGAAGACAAGGCUCGAGAGGCUGAGAACAAAGCCCGAGCAUUGGAGCUGAGACUCGGGGGAGAUCUCACCCGGGAAUCCAGGGUGGCCUUGCGGCAGGUCCAGGGCACAGCCAUUAACCUGCGCCGGGAAGCCGACAUUAAGAAGCGCAUCAAAGAGGCCAAACAGCGGGCCCUCAAGGAACCCAAGGAGCUUAACUUUGUCUUUGGGGUGAACAUCGAGCAGCGGGAUCUGGACGGCAUGUUCAUAUACAAUUGUAGUCGCCUGAUUAAGAUGUAUGAGAAGGUGGGCCCGCAGCUUGAGGGAGGCAUGGCCUGUGGUGGGGUCGUUGGAGUGGUGGACGUGCCCUAUCUGGUUCUGGAGCCCACCCACAACAAGCAGGACUUUGCUGAUGCCAAGGAGUACCGGCAUCUGCUGAAAGCUAUGGGCGAGCACCUGGCCCAGUACUGGAAGGAUGUGGCCAUCGCCCAGCGGGGAAUCAUCAAGUUCUGGGAUGAGUUUGGCUACCUCUCGGCCAACUGGAGCCAGCCCCCAUCCAGUGAGCUUCGCUACAAGCGGAGGAGGGCCAUGGAGAUUCCCACCACGAUCCAGUGCGAUUUGUGUCUGAAGUGGCGGACACUGCCCUUCCAGCUGAGUUCUGUGGAGAGGGACUAUCCAGACACAUGGGUGUGCACAAUGAACCCUGAUGCUGAACAGGACAGCUGCAACGCGUCUGAGCAGAAGCAAAAGGUUCCCCUGGGGACCCUGAGGAAGGACUUGAAGACCCAGGAGGAGAAGCAGAAGCAGCUGACGGAGAAGAUCCGGCAACAGCAGGAGAAACUGGAAGCCCUGCAGAAAACGAUCCCGAUCCGAUCUCCAGCUGACCUGAAGAAGUUACCCCUGGAAGUGAGCGGCAGGCCUGCCGUGGAGGAGUCCCACACCAUCCGUCGACUUCCACGCCCUAGGUCCCCCCCACUGCCAGCUGUGAUUAAGAAUGCUCCAAGCCGACCCCCACCCCCACCUCCCCUGCCCCCACCAAUUCCCAGACCAGUCUUCCAGGCCAGAAGGGGCCCUCUGUCCAUCUCCCCGAGACCAGCCCAGGAGGAAGCCAGCACAUCCAGGAUGUCCCACCCAGCUCUCUCUCCCCGGAAGCCCAGCGGCACCAUUGUCAAACCGGCUCACAGAAUGGUCUCCGUGGUGAGGUCCCCCACAUCGCUUGUGCUGAAUUCCAGGCCCCCCCGUGACGUGCCCAUCCCCAAACCGGUGAAGACCCCAGUGCUCAAGAAGCCAGACCCGCCCAGUAAACCUCAGAUUGUCAGUGCCCGGAAGAGGAGCUUUCCUCAGAUGGAGGACGAGGCUGAAGAUGAUGUGGACAGGAGGAGGGAGAAGCCCAAGCGGGGCAAGGUCCUCGUGGUGAAAGAUGAGAAGAAGGAGCCCGGUGAGGUCGUUGUAGAGCUAUCAGACAGUGCCAGUGAAGAAGACCUGGCAGAACUCAAAAGAGCCCAGAAAGACAAAGGGCUGCACGUGGAGGUGCGCGUGAACAAGGAGUGGUACACGGGCCGCGUGACUGCCGUGGAGGUCAGCAAGCACGUGGUGCGCUGGAAGGUGAAGUUUGAUUACGUGCCCACCGAUACCACACCGAGAGACCGCUGGGUAGAGAAAGGCAGCGACGACGUGCGGCUGAUGAAGCCCCCCUCGCCCGAGUAUCAGAGCCCCGACACACAGCAGCAGGAGGACGAAGACGUGAUCGCCAUCGAGCCUUCAACCUCUGACUGCAUCCGCAUCGAGCCGGACACCACGGCGACCAGCAGCGGCAACGAGAGCGUGGACCUGCUGGUCCAGACCCUUCGGAAUUGUCUCCGGUAUUUCCUGCCUCCCAACUUCCCCAUCUCAAAGAAGGAGCUGAGUUCGAUGAGCCCGGAUGAACUGAUGGCCUUUCCCCUGAAGGAGUAUUUCAAACAGUAUGAGGUGGGUCUGCAGAAUCUGUGCAACUCAUACCAGACCCGCGCCGACGCCCGCGCCAAGGCCUCCGAGGAGAACCUGCGUGCGUCGGAGAGGAAGCUGCGGGAAACCGAGGAAAAGCUGCAGAAGCUGAGGACGAACAUUGUGGCGCUGCUCCAGAAAGUACAAGAGGACAUCGACAUCAACACCGAUGACGAGCUGGACGCCUACAUUGAGGACCUGAUCACCAAGGGAGACUGAGGAGGGUGCCAGCAGGGCGGCCUGGAGGUGGGCACUGUGGCCAGGGCAGUGCCUGGCCUGGCACAGAGGCGCCCUGACCCCCAGGACACUUAUGUUGUCACAAGGGAACCCUUGAAAUCUUGUAGCUCUUCAGAUCCCCUCCCUUCAUUUAUAAAUAUUUAUUUUUAAUGAAACGAGAGCCCAUGAGGUGAUGCUUUUUCAUUUACGGCCACAGGAGGCCCUUCUGCCUGGGGUUGGUCCUGCUGGAGCCCCCUCCUCUCCCCCUCCCUCUCCCCUUCCCUGCUCAUGCACGCGGGGGGCGGCAGCAUCCUCAGCUCUUGGGGAGGAAGGCUCCAAAGGAGAGGGUUGGGGCCUUCUGGGACUGAUACUCGGCGGCAUCAGUAAUUGAGGAAGUGAUGAGGGAGAGGCAAGUGCACGCUGGGCAUCCUGGCGGGUCCUCUGCCCUCAGGAGAGCGGGAUCCAGGAGGAUGCCAUUCCCUGACCUGCUGAAAAUAAAAGGUUUCAACUCUGUGCCCGCCAUCUUUGUUUCUUCCUUGGCUGGCUUGAGGACGCUUCCCACCACGUUAUACCAGGCUGUAACCUGGGCUCAAACCCCUGGGCACCCUUAGGUCAGAACCUUCCCCCCAGGCCUCAGUUUCUUCUUCUGAAAAAGGAAGACUGUGGGACUCAGUUUCCAAGGAUCCUCCUGGCGUGGGCCUAAUCUCUCCAAAUCGGAACUUGUCACUGACUGCACGGGUGCAGAUGACACCUGGCAGCCAAAUCCUUACCUGAGUCGGCUCCUGUUUUCUGUCCUGGAUUGAUGAGCAUGAGCUCACAUUUGGAAUGUGUAGUCUAUCUCUAAGCUGUAUCUGCAGAUGUGCGUAUAUAUUCAUGUGUAUGUGUGGUGAGGGUGAUCUGCACCUGGGACUUCACUGGCUCAGGGCAUCGAGAGGUGACGGGUGCGCUGGGGGGCACAGCCAGGACCAGGCGGGCCUCUGCAGAGGUGAUGUUCCUGGAGUCAGAAAGACCCAAGUUCAAGUCUGGCCACGGACACCAGUUUGGGGCCCUGGGCAAUCAAUUUUACCGCUGCCUCCCUCAGUUUUUCUCUUCUGUAAAAUGGGGUGAUGAUAGCCCCUCCCUCUAGGUGGUUGUGAGGAUCAAAUGAGAUAAUCCAUGUGGAGUGCUCGGGAAGCCUUAACGCACGCUGCGUGUGCUCGCUGCUAUUACUAUCGUUAUUAUCAUUGUUACUGUUGUCAUUGAAGACCUCAAGAGGCCGAGGGAUUUCUUCAUCCCGGUGGUGUCAGAGACAGAUUUGAACCCAGCUCUCUGUCCUCCCAAGUCUGGUGCUGUGUCCUCUACACCAGCGGUGUCCAACUCAUGGAAACAGGGACCGCUGAGCUACACAUGGAUCCCUGUGGGCCGUACGUCGACUUUAUUUCAAAAUGUAGUAUCUCUGUUUAAUUGUCUUUUUAUCUGUUAUGUUCAGUAUUUCCCAAUUACAUUUUGAUCUGGU